CGCCGAGGUGUCUAAUAAGGGGGUGAGAUGGUGUGUGUGUGUGUGUUAUGCUGUCUUAGGGUAUCCUAACAUUGCAUUUACAAGUGGUUAAAUAGAUUGUCAUGAGGUGGUUUGCGUACUAAUCUAUCUGCAAAUUGCAAGGUAGUAGUGUUUCCAGAUACUUGCACAUACAUAUGCUGUACAUAUAUAUAUAUAUAUUUACAUUCAUGGUGAAUUGUCAAGAUAAAUUAAUUCAUAUACAUUUAACUAUAUAAAUACCUCGUAAAUGGGUGACAAGAUAUUUACACACACAUACAAAGAACAAUUUACGAGCGCCAUUGACCUGGCUGUGUGGCAAACAAUCCUUCUUAAGCUGACUAAACGGGCACGAUUGUUACCUAAGACCGAUAUGUGGGGUCGGUUUGUUUAGCUUAGUCAGCAGCGGCUGAUCGGUCGGCAAUUGGCAAAAUUACGGUCCGGAUCGACGAGCCGCGGGAAAUUGUCAAGGACAACGCAGAAAAAAUAUGGCCAUGGUGACCCGACAACAGGUCGACGCGCGAAUGAAGAUUUUUGACGAGCUGCUGCUUCGCUAACCUUUGUUUUCUUCAAGAACAGAAACGGCUUGAGACGGGCGAGAACAGAUCCCAAAAAAAAAAACUGUUCCUCUCACCAUUUGUGAUAAAUCUUUUUCGGGGCAACAUAUGCAUUUAUGGACAAGGACGACUUUGGGUUCUUGGCCAACAUUGACGCGUGGUACUUCUCGACUACCAUCAUGAGCACCGUGGGGUUCGGCGACUUUUCGCCCAAGACCAAUUUUUCAAAGAUUGUAGUGAUGAUUAACCAUGCCAUCAUUUUGCUCGAGAUCGUUUCACUGCUAUUUGGAACCAAGAGUGUUCUAGGACGCGUGUUUGAGAACACGCACAGUUCCGUGUCCACACCACUAUCAUCACAUCACUUCGGCGGUAAUAAAAGACCAAGAAGGUGUUCAAGGAUGGUCGGAAGGCGUUCAAGACGUCCAUAAGGGCAUCGUGUCGGAAACUGGGAUGGUGAGAAGGCGACGACAUAGCACCGCGUGCACGAGCAACCUACAUGUAUACAUAUACACAUAAAUAUAUGACCAC
Sphaeroforma arctica JP610 is the source of this 1100-nucleotide messenger RNA. RefSeq lists its product as hypothetical. The transcript has a single exon. The coding region runs from base 689 to 1000 and encodes 103 amino acids. NCBI's taxonomy places the organism in Eukaryota, Ichthyosporea, Ichthyophonida. The record is from RefSeq and is a predicted model, not a curated record.